Messenger RNA from Fukomys damarensis (Damara mole-rat), 907 nucleotides. It is a transcript of the gene Cenpx, whose product is annotated as centromere protein X. NCBI's taxonomy places the organism in Eukaryota, Metazoa, Chordata, Mammalia, Rodentia, Bathyergidae. The transcript is spliced from 5 exons. The coding region runs from base 6 to 497 and encodes 163 amino acids. The record is from RefSeq and is a predicted model, not a curated record. Gene Ontology annotation, cellular component: Fanconi anaemia nuclear complex; FANCM-MHF complex. Gene Ontology annotation, biological process: kinetochore assembly; replication fork processing; DNA repair.
GCCCGAUGCUAGCCCCGUGCUGCCUGCCCAUGCCUCCGAGGGUGGGAUCCCGCUGCCUGGUGGUGCUCGGGCAGAGCAGCCCUGUCUGCAGCUGGACCGAAGUCGUCCGCAGAGGCGGACGGACCGCGAAAAGCGGGAAAGCUUUAGGCCCGCCCACAGGCCGGCGCUGCCAAUCAGGGCCGGGGGCGUGGCUCCGGCCGGGACUUCACUGCACUGCGGAGGAGCCAGGCAGGCAAGCUGGAAUCCACACCCCGUACGGCUUAAGUCCUUUUGCCUUUCAUCGGAAGGAGCUGGUGAACAGACUGCUGCACCUGCACUUCAGGGAUGACAAAACCAAAGUCAGUGGGGACGCCCUGCAGCUUAUGGCGGAGCUCCUGAGGAUCUUCGUCGUGGAAGCAGCUAUCCGUGGGGUGCGGCAGGCCCAGGCAGAAGACAUGGCCCUGGUGGACGUGGACCAGCUGGAGAAGGUGCUUCCUCAGCUGCUCCUGGACUUCUAAGGUACCCAUCUCCCCCAGGAAGCCAGUACUCCCCUGCAAGCUGCUGAGCCUCCUGUGGCCCGAAGGGUCUGGGCUAGAUCCAUACCAGCGUUGAUACCUGGUCCCAGUACUGUCCGUUAGCCUCUGAAGGAUGACAAGAUCCUGGCAGCUGCUGCCUUCCUAGCAUCCUGCUUGUGGCUCAUGGGCCCCUGGGAAUGGUCCUGUGGGUCCUAGGGAAGGCAGGUGCAGCGGGGAGGAGGGCUGGUCUGUCUCCGCGCUGCAGCCGCCCUAGAUAGCCCAUGUGUUCUACAACCCAACCAGCUGCCUUGCCACAUCAAAGCUGGUGUGUAGUUUGUUAGCCACCCGAUAUUCCCUGAGCUAUAAACUUUGUCUUCACAAAGCAACACCAAUAAAUUAACACCUGUCUUGUA